AUGAUCGUGAGCUUCUCAAAGGGAGAUUUAGGACCCUCUGAAGAUAAGUUGAUGAUAUAUUUUGCGAAUACUAAUAAAUUUAUUCAGCAGAUUGCAUUGGGUCAUAUCCGGCGUCGUUUUCAAGAAGGUCGACCGGCUUGGGAUGGACGGACGGUCUUUAGGAAGGAGGCGGACCCGAGAUGGUAUAAAUAUAAAUUGUUCCUUGCGUGUUGGUUUUUGCGUUGAGGAAUUUGAAAGAUUUUUCAAAAUUUCAUUGAACAACCCAGUUUUUUCCCAUAUCUUCCUCAAAUCUUUCCAUUUUCAUUCUCAUCCAUUAACUGUUCAAAAAAAGCAGUUUCUCAACGCAAAAAUUUUUGUAGUCAAAAACGUUUCGUUUUUCUUCUCGAAAACUCAUUUUCUAAUAUUGUAUUCAGAUUCUCGAGAUUUAGUUUCGGAGUAUUAUCGCGUGAAGCCUUGUGAUAGUUUUGAGCGGUAGUUUUCAAAAAGCGAUCGAUAAACUAGGUCAAAAAACAGGGCAACGCGGUUUUUAUUUGUUUCGAGCAAUUUCUCGAAACUCCAUGGAAAUUUUAGAACUUUCGCAAGUUUAUACUGGAUGAACUCAUCAAGCCGCUAGAUAUUCAAAUUUUUCCCAGUCGGUCUUUUUGUUUUCAGAUCUUCCCUGCUGAAAAUUUUCUAAUUUUAAGAAAACGAAGCAAAUUCAGUCAUCGUUUAGCUUCAAUAUUCGAAAAUGCGCACUGAUGAUUUCAAAAAAGAAAAAUUCGGCUAGACGAAUUAUGAACAGUUACCAUAGUAAGUAGGUGCCAAAAUGUCAUUUUUUUAUUUUUUUAAAAAAAUUUUAGCGCUACAAGACCACGUCUCCACUUUUCAGUACAGUUUUUCAUGAUCUUUUAGUAGUCGAAGCGAAAUUUUCUAGUUUUCAUUGUUUCUAGCGGCCAGUGGUUGUAAAUUUAGGAAGGAAUGAUUACUUUUUACAGUCCCAGAGCGACGCGGUCGCGCUGCGGUCUUCAUCGAUUUUUUCAAAUUCUUCUUUUCCUAUUGAUUUUUUACUGUAAUUUCAGGCCUUUUCAGCAGUAGUUCAGUCCAGUCACGGCCAACUUACCAAGUCCCAAGCUACCGUACUCCUUUCGUUUCGAUACACGACUUUGAACAUAGAAAUUCAUGGAUUCAGUUUUUUUGUAUUUUUUUAAAAAUCUUUUUCUCAUUUUUUUAUUGAAACUUUAGGAACCUUUUUUUGGCGGCUUGGCAAGUUCGCCGAUGAAAAAAAUAAAAUUUAAAAAUUUGUACGAGAUGAUGAACCGCGACGCGACCGCUCUGCUCACCCCAAUUUUUGAAUAAAGUCUUCUUCUUUUUCGAGUAGUCUUUUUUUCUUUCAACUUUUAGGUUAGCAAUGGUUUCAUGUGAUAAUACCGUUUCAAAUAAAGAUCGAGUUUUCGAGAAGAAAAACCAUUUUCUGUGCACGUGUAUAUGUCGUCCUCUCGUGUGAAUGUUGCCGGAUCGGGCCUUUGGUCGGUGGCGGCGCAGAGAAAAAGACGUCUGUAUCCCUCGGCUCUUUCUGGCCAGAGAGAGCGCCCAAAAGGUGGAGAGCUGUAGUCUGGCGUCUCCACGUCAGUCAUGCUCUUUCGCCGGUUGCAGCCGAGCAUACAUGCGCCUUUCUUUCUGUCAGGUGGGAGUACUGUGGGGCGAGGCUUUUUUUCCUUCCGAGCUCGUCAAUUCGAUGGGGGCGUCGAGUAUUGGAUUGUGUACGGAUAAAUUUGGUUUUUCUAAGAAAAUAAAGUUUUUAUCAGCCUUUUCUCUAAUAUAUUCAAGUUGGUCAGUAGCUGUUCUUGAACAUUUGAAACAAUUUUGAAGUCAAAAAUGAGUUUCAGAUUUCCCUAUUCAAAAUCUAGGCUGAAGAAGUCGAUGUUUUAGUUCUCUAAUUUUCGAAAAUUAUACGCUUUCUUUUCUGCUACUUUGUCUCAAAUCCGAAAGAGACUUAUUUUCGAAUAGUCGAAAAACUUUUCAGUAUCAAUCUUGUAAAUCAAAGUUUUCGAUUCUGCAAAAGAUUAGUGAUCAGUUUCUCGAGAGUUUUAGAAGUUUAUCGUAUUUAUCAAAGAUAGAGGUUCAACCAAUGGAAUUUUGAUUAUCGCACAUUAUUUAGUGAUAGGAAUAGUUGUAGAAUAAUUAGCAUAAGUCUUUUUUCAAUUUAGGUUCAUUAUUUUCCAUGAUUUAUAGACUUGACUGGCCAAAAUUCAAGCGUUCGACAUUUUUAGAAGUUUUCUAAUUUUUCUAAAUGUUUGGUUGUUCCAUAAUCAUGAAAUAGAAUUAGGUGGAUAUCCGUUAUUUAUUUGUGUUUCCUUCUGGCUCACUAUGUUCAGCUUUAAAGUCGAAUGUAUGAAAAAUAUAGGUCUGUCAAAAAGAUUUAAAGUUCAAAUUAAUUUUUUUUAGUUCAAAAAUUUCUAGAAUUUUGAGAAAACUCCAACUUUCAAACAUACGGCUUCUAACUCUUUUUUUUCAGUUUAAAAAAAUGAGCUUUCAAUAAUUUUUUUAUUCAGUUAUUUAGAAGAAAAAAAGCGAAGUUUAGUUGUACACAACCUGAUACGUCACCCCAGCCCAUGCGAAGAUACUCAAUUUGGUGGUUGGUGUAGUGGUUCAGAAGCGGUUUUGGGAAGACCGAGACGAAGGUUCGAAGCUCUUUUAGGAAUUUGUUCCUUUUUUUUCUUUUCUCAGUUCAUAUCGUUUUAUUCACUUUUAAUAGCCUGCUUUAGUUUAAAAAAGUUAGAUUUUCGCCGAGUUCAUCUAAUUUUCAAUGUAUUCCGAAAACAGCCGAAUUGAAGUAAAAAUAAGUAAGGAAAAAUGUUAGCCGCGAUAGAAUUCCACAACUUGAUUGCUUCUUGGGAAAAUUUCAAUUCAAAGCCUUUGUUUUUUUCAUUUUAUUGUAGACGUAGUAAAAAAUCAGCUAUUUUUUUAAUAAUACCGCAAAAAAAGUUCAGUAAUCUCACAAAAACUUUUUUUUCGAAAGAGCUAUUAAGUUAGAAGGGCUGAAUAAUAUUGCGACUAUUCAACUAUUUCUUCAUAGCUAAUCUAACUCUUUAGCUUCAUAUCAUAGGCAAAACUGCCUCGAACCUCCUUCAAAAUUUUCCCAAGAUCCAUUUAAAAAAUGGAAGUCUUUUAAUCGAUUUUUUUGGCUUUUAUCUUUCUCAAGCUUCGCAAACUUGAACAUUUAUCUAGAAGUAUCAUUAAAAACUGAACCAACCAGUGAAUGGAGUAUUGUAGCAUGUACUGGGGCGCCACCGGACAAUGAUUUGCAAGGUCAUUCCUGCCUCUUUUGUUUUUACCCAAAUUCUAGGCUUGGUCCUGAGCCAAAUGAGCUCGAACUCCUCCAACUUGACCUCCAGGUUAUUUGAAACGAACACGUUGAACAUGUGCUAAGUAAAAAGAGUGCUCCUGAAAUUGAGAUUUCUUGAAUUUCAAAGUUCAUCUGCAAAGCUUCAAAAAAUUUUAUUUUUUUGUUCAAAAAAAUUUUAGUCAGUAUAUCUCAUUAAUUCUUCGACCAAAAAAAGUUUAUAAAAAAAGUAUUUUCAAAAAAAUUGAGUUUGGUUUUUAAAUUUUUUUGCGAUUAAAAAUAUCGCCAGCUUUGCACAUGGAAUUUGAAAGCCAAUUGGCAUUUUCAAAAAAAAAAAGUUAGGACUUUUUGGAAACUUGCAAGUUGCUUUUCUGACUUUUUUUUAAACAUUUAUUGAAGUUCUACAUGUUUUUUCAGUCCAUCAUAGUCGAUCACCUGAACAGAAAAUAUCUUUUGGCUUCAAAAUUAGGUUUUUUUUUCAAAUGCAUUUCAAAAAUUUAUUAAAAACACUCCAAAGCUUUCGAUUCAUGACGUGAUUGAUUGUGAUGGAUUGAAACAGGUGUUGAACAGCUACAAGUGUUGGUAAAGAAUUUUUAGGUUUAGCGACUUGCAUAAACAUCUUUUAGAAUGAAAAUAAAAAACUUUGAGCACUCUUUCAUCAUAGCACACGUGCAACAUGUCGUAUCAGAUGACCUGGAGGUAAUUUUGGAUGAGUUCGAGCUCACUAGGCUCAAGAUGAAGCUCAGGACUUGUGGGGAAAACGAAAGAGGCAUAAAUGACCUCGCAUGACACUGUCCUUUGAUGAGAUCGAGAGGAGACGGAAGCCUCGUCUGACAGAACUUUCACUAGGCCUCAAGCCUCCUACUAAAGACUUGGCCUCGGGCUCCAAUGCACUCUGGAGCCUGAGGUCAAGGCCUCCGACUCGGGCUUCACAGCCAGCCUGUGGAGUCUGAGGCCGAGGUCUCUGGCUUGGGCCCCUAAGACUCGAGCUAGAGACUCCGCCUCAGACUCCAGAGGGGGCUGGGGAGCUCGAGAGCGAAGGCUCCGACCGGCAACACGUCACCCGAGAGGGGAGGCCGGCAGCGGCUCUGACCCUGCCGGACAAAACCAGGUACAAAAGGGGAAGGAGAAUACUUUAUUCAAUUUCAUGAAACAGAGUGUCCGGUUCGAUGCCGCCCUCGGAGUACGACGUCGUCCGGCAUCCAUCCCGGCUCGCGUCUCGACCGGCGUCCAUCCCGUCACAUCACUCGACCUGAAAUUCUCCCCAUUAGCCCCCUCGAUUAUCUUCCUUCCUGUCUCGGAAUCCUCCAGCCCUGUUGCCACCCGGGCGUUUUCCCCAUCGAAUGGCUCAAGGCCAACUUCCUUUUCUUGUCAAGACCCAUGUGGAUGGCUGACUUUCUUGGAAGCCUCCAAAUAAAGAGUCAAUUUUUGCAAAGUCACACAGAAGACCAAAGUGGAGCUUUUCAAAAAAGAAGUCCAUUGAGACACACUCAAAAAAUCCAUAGGAAAGGUAAAGGUCCUCGGAAGAAAUCAUGUCAAAAGCUCAAGUUUCCUCUGAAGUAAUGUUGAUUUUUUUUUGUCUUGCAAGCUUCUGAUGAAUAAAUUUUCGAUUUUUCUACACGAGUUUUUCGAAGUGCCAUAAAAAUGAAAUAGUCAAUGUUUUUUCUUUCAAGUCUUGGAAAGAAAAAAUUUGUCGAAAAGCUGGAAUGGAUUGUCAGAAAAAACGGCUAAGUCUUCAAACUCAAUGAGAAGGUCGCUGUUUUUUUUUCCCAUUUUUGACAUUUAUUUCCAACAUGAAAGAGCCGUUGAAUUGCGAAGUCAUCCUUUAACAAUUUUCAAACAAGUUAUAAGCUUAGGAAGUGUAAUUUCAAAAAGGGAAGAAAUUACCUAGCUACGACUACUGUUUCACCAGAUUCUUGCAAUUCAAAUCAACAAAACUUCAGAGAUCCUAAAGGGAUUCGAAAUUUUGUUAUAAAAAGUUCAAAGUUCCAUUACUUUUCAGCGAGUCAAAAAAAUCAAUUGAUAAGAUCAGAUUUGGCUUUCAAUGGACUUGUAUUUUCUUUUUUGAAGAGCUUCUCUUGGCCUUCUGUGGGGCUUUACGAAAAUCGCCUCUUCAUUUGAAGGCCCCCAGUCAAGUCCGACUAA
Caenorhabditis auriculariae is the source of this 5467-nucleotide messenger RNA. NCBI's taxonomy places the organism in Eukaryota, Metazoa, Nematoda, Chromadorea, Rhabditida, Rhabditidae. The record is from the annotation of a GenBank genome assembly.